UUCUGUUUUUGCUGCUGCCAUUCGUUCAUUCGUUUGUUCGUUGUUGUUUGUUGUUUGAACUGCGACUGCAAACAACACAGAGGACGAUGCGGACGUCGCUUGCGAGGUGGUGGGGCUUGCGGUUGGUGCAGCAGGCUGUGCCGCCAAAGCCUUCACACAUGGGCAUGUCUGGCGACCACGGGCAAGGGAACGAUGAGCGACUCAACUUGGUCAAGUACCACUUGAGAAGAGAGCUGCCCGUCAUUCACCAAGCAACACCGACAGACACGCUGGCGCUGUGCCACCCAAAUGUCAUCUUCAGAGACAACAUCCACGGCAUCACCCUGCAAGGGAAGCGAACGCUACAGCUGUCCCUGAUGGCGUUCCGACAAUCGCUGCCACUGCUGGUGAGCCAGCCAAGCUGCCAGGUGCUGUGGCUGGACCGGCGCGCCUCGCAGCAGCUGCAUGCGCGCUGGCGCAUCGUUGGCUUCUCCCGCACCUCUCUCACUGGACAGAUCUGGCUGGACGCCUACACGGUGUUCCACGUGAAGAACACGGGCCUCAUUGAGAAGAUUGAGCUUGAUAACGUCAUGCCCCGCAAGUCUGAGGAUAAGGAGCGGGCACGCCACUGGCCCUUUGCUUACAGCUCGUCCGCAUGACGCCCGCGCUCAGGCUGCUCUUGCUGUUGCGUUCGCUCUGCUUGCUCUUGCCUGUCAUUAUUUGCUGUGCCAUAUUUGCCCUUGCUAUCCGCAUCCUCCCCACCCGUGCCACCUGCGCCCCCAGCGCCCGCGAGCGUGUGGCCGCGUCGCGUCGUCGUCAUCAUUGACAGCGGCGUUGUGCCGUCACCAAAUGCCAGUGCCCCGUUGGGCUGCAGCGCAAACAGCACAUCCUCCUCGCGCUCGUACACCCUGUGCAUCGUGGUGCACUCGGAAGUGAGCGAGCGUGUGCACAUCGCAUGCAUUGGAUUGCAUGCGUGGCACCACAUUGCACCCCCGUUGAUACUUGCACACAUACGCCUGCUGCAUCCCCCCCUCUCUCUCCGUCCUGCACCAUAAACUGGGUCUCCCUACCACCACGGCACCUUGGUGUUGUCGGCGUGUUGGCGAGCGGUGUCCAUAUCUGCCA
This is a messenger RNA of Salpingoeca rosetta, 1104 nucleotides long. RefSeq lists its product as uncharacterized. NCBI's taxonomy places the organism in Eukaryota, Choanoflagellata, Craspedida, Salpingoecidae. Bases 87 to 638 code for a protein of 183 amino acids. The record is from RefSeq and is a predicted model, not a curated record. The transcript is spliced from 3 exons.